Molecule: messenger RNA, 3858 nt
Organism: Vigna unguiculata (cowpea)
Lineage: Eukaryota; Viridiplantae; Streptophyta; Magnoliopsida; Fabales; Fabaceae
Molecular function (GO): ADP binding
Source: RefSeq, a predicted model, not a curated record
UGAAUACAGCUGUUGAAGUUUGCGAUCUUGGGAAGACUAAAAAAUUAUUGUUUGACUAAGCAUCGAAGAAGAAAAUGUUGAUCAAAUAUCUUAUUGUCCGUUCAUCAUUGUACCGAGUCAUCGGAAAAAGCUAAUACAGCACUUGAAUCCAUUCAUCAUUGUCUUACCAUGGCAUUAGAACUUGUUGGUGGUGCUCUUCUUUCUGUUUUCCUUGAUGUUGCAUUCAACAAGUUAGCUUCUUCCCAAAUUCUCGAUUUCUUUCGUGCAAGAAAGCUUGAUGAGAAGUUGUUGAACAAUUUGAAAACCAAGCUGAACUCCAUCCAUUCUCUGGCUGAUGAUGCAGAGAGAAAGCAGUUCACAGAUCCACAUGUCAGAAACUGGCUGCUUGAGGUCAAAGAUGCUGUCCUUGAUGCAGAGGAUCUCUUGGAUGAUAUACAAAUGCUCUCAAAAAGACAAGCGGAUGCUGAUUCUGAAUCUCAAACCUCUGCAUGUUGUACGUUCAAGGUACUCAAUUUCUUCAAAUCUUCUCCUAUUACUUCCUAUAACAAGGAAAUUGAGUCUAGGAUGCAAGAAGUCCUUGACAAACUAGAAUUUCUCUCAAGUCAAAGGGGUGAUCUAGGAUUGAAAACAGCUAGGGCUGUUAGAUCUGGGUUGAGCAGUGAACUGCCACAGAAAUCACAAACAACAUCGUUGGUUGUUGGAACUGAUAUUUAUGGCAGAGAUGAUGAUAAAAAACAUAUCGUUGACUGGCUGAUAUCUGACACCAACAAUUCUAACCAGCCAUCAAUACUUUCUAUUGUGGGAAUGGGUGGGCUGGGUAAGACCACACUUGCCCAACAUGUAUUCAAUGACCCAAGGAUAAACGAGGCUAAAUUUGAUGUCAAAGUUUGGGUUUGUGUUUCAGAUGAAUUUGAUGUUUUCAAAGUAUCAAGAGCAAUUCUUGAGGCUGUUACUAAAUCAACUGAUGAUAGUAGGGAUUUAGAGAUGGUCCACACAAGAUUGAAAGAAAAUUUGACUAAGAAAAAAUUUCUUCUUGUUUUGGAUGACGUUUGGAACGAGAACCAACAUAAUUGGGAAGAAGUGCAGAAGCCCCUCAUGUUCGGAGUCCAAGGGAGUAGGAUUCUAGUCACUGCACGUAGCAAGGAAGUUGCUUCUACCAUGCGGUCAGAAGUUCACUCCUUAAAGCAAUUACAAGAAGAUGAUUGCUGGAACUUGUUUGUUAAAUACGCAUUUAAAGACAUUGAUACUCAACAAAAUCCAGAGUGCACGGAGAUUGGCAAGAAGAUAGUUGAAAAAUGUAAAGGACUACCUCUAGCACUGAAAACAAUGGGAAGUUUAUUAUACAACAAAUCAUCUGUUUCAGAGUGGGAAAGUGUGUUCCAAAGCGAAAUAUGGGAAUUUUCACAAGACCGUUGUGAUAUUAUCCCUGCUUUAGCAAUGAGCUAUAUCCACCUUCCUUCCCAUCUGAAGGUUUGCUUUGCUUAUUGUGCCCUGUUUCCCAAGGAUUAUGAGUUUAAGAAGGAGCAUUUGAUGCACUUGUGGAUGACUGAAAAUCUCCUACACUGUCCUUCAGAAAAAGUUUGUCAACAAUACUUCAAUGAUCUACUAUCAAGAUCCUUCUUCCAACAAUCAGGUAAAAAUGAAGUAUUUGUAAUGCAUGACCUUCUAAAUGAUUUGGCAAAGUAUGUUGGUGGAGGCAUAUACUUUAGGUGGGAAGUUGGUCAAAAAGAAAAGAUACAAAAAGCAACUCGUCAUUAUUCAAUUAAACUUGGACACAAUCAAUAUUUUGAUGGGUUUGAAACAUCAUGCAACACAAAAAGGUUACGUACAUUUAUCCCGACAGGUAGGAGAAUUCAUUCUCUCGCCCGUUGGGGUGUCAAUAUGUCGAUGCAUGAAUUUUUUUCCAAGUUUAGGCAUUUACGAAUUUUAUCUCUGUCUUAUUGUUCUAAGAUUAGAGAGCUGCCUGACUCUAUUGCCAAUCUUGAGUAUCUUCGUUCCUUAGACCUCUCCCAUACUUCCAUUAGAAUACUAACUGAAAAGAUUUGUUCACUCUCCCACUUGCAAAUACUGAAGUUGAACUACUGUAGCGAUUUGGAGGAGUUGCCCUCAAACUUGCAUUUACUCACCAAUUUGUGUCUCCUUGAAUUGAUGGAGAAUAUUGUGAAAAAGUUGCCGCCAAGUUUGGGAAAACUGAAGAAUCUUAAAGUAGUCAUGCGAUCCUUUCAUGUUGGGCAUGGUAGGGAGUUCGGUAUUCAACAGCUAGGAGAGCUCAACCUUGAUGGAAGUCUAUCAAUUAUGGAGCUACAAAAUAUUGAAAAUUCAUUGGAUGCAUCAGAAGCAUAUUUGAAGAAUAAAACACUCCUUGUGAGGCUAGAGUUGCGAUGGGAAUGGAAUAGGGACUCUAUUGAUUCGAAGAAAGAAGAAGAGGUAAUUAAGAAUCUGCAACCUUCCGAAAACUUAAAGGAGUUGGAAAUUUUAUUCUAUGGUGGGAAACAAUUUCCAAAUUGGUUACAUUCAUUACCGAACCUGGUGGCCUUAGAGUUGUUUGGAUGUGAAUCUUGCGAGCAUUUACCUCCCCUUGGACUUUUACCAUUUCUGAAGGACUUGAGUAUUGAUAGACUUGAUGGGAUAGUGAGUAUUGAUGCUGAUUUUUAUGGGAGCAACUCUUCUUCAUUUAAGUCCCUGCAAAGUUUGGAAUUCUCCAAUAUGGAACAAUGGAAAAAAUGGGAAUGCAAAGCAGGUGUUUUCCCACGUCUACAAUAUCUUAGUAUAAUUUCAUGUCCUAAGCUAAAAGGAGAGCUGCCGGAGCAACUUGUUCCUCUGAAUAAAAUACAUAUUAGAGACUGCCAACAACUUGAGGCUUCCGCUCCCAGGGCUCUAGAUUUAAAGCUAUAUGAUUGUGGAAAACUACAUUUGGAUUGGGCUACCAUGAAAAGUCUCUUAAUGGAAGCAUCAUUGACUGAAAUUGUUAGGUCUGACACUGUUAAAUACUUGAAAAUUACCUUGGAGACAAUAAGUGAUGAUUGUGUCUCUCUAAGGAUCUUUCCAUUGGAUUUCUUCCCAACACUCUGCAAUUUGUAUCUUAGUGGGUUUCCUAAUCUGCAAACGAUUUCACAGGACCACAUUCACCAUCAUCUCGAGCAUAUGACAAUCAAAGAGUGUCCUAAAUUUGAAUUAUUGCCUGCAAACAUGCAUACGUUGCUUCCAUCUCUCAAUGCGCUAAACAUAGAAGACUGUCCAAAACUUGAGUCGUUUCUUAAGGGAGUUUUGCCAUCAAAUUUAAAAUUUAUGAGACUCAAGAGUUGCUCUAGACUGCUUGUUGACUCACUGAAAGGAGCAUUCAGAGACAAUCCUUCUCUCGAAAGAUUGUCCAUUGAAAAAGUGGAUGCAAAAUGUUUUCCUGAUGAAGGUUUGCUUCCACUCUCUCUUACUCAACUAAGCAUCUCUAAUUCUCCAAAUCUAGAAAAACUGGACUAUAAGGGUCUUUAUCAACUCUCAUCUCUUCAAUCAUUGCGUCUUGAUAACUGCCCCAACCUUCAAUGCUUACCAGAGGAAGGCCUUCCAAAAUCAAUUUCACAUCUUCACAUAGGUCGUUGUCCUUUGCUAGAACAGCGUUGCCAGAAAGAAAGAGGUGAAGACUGGGAAAAAAUUUCUCACAUUCAAGACUUGUAUAUACACUAGUGAUGGAUUUGUUUCUUCUCACUUACAUGCUAACCAUUGCAUGAUUUAUUAUUUAUUCUCACUGUGUAUAUAUAUAUACACGAGGAUAUACCCAAAUCGAUGGUAAACAUAAUUUCUUUAGAUAUGGUGGUAAAUUUUAAACAUACUUAGAUGAUAUUGUUUAAAACAAAAUUAUAU